UGGGCAGAGGCGUCAGGGUCUCAGGAGUCAUUCAGGAGUGGUUCGACCGACUCUCUUUUGCUGUUGCCGCUGCGCUCGCCGGAUUUUAUUUGUUUCUGAAUUCGCUGUGCGCCUGCAGAGCUCGUGCGUCAUACCGUCAAUACCACUGCGGUUGCUGCAUCAGUUGUGAGUGACUGUGAGCGAACUUGACCCGAGCACAGAGUCGUCGACGUGUGACGAGAGGCAUCACGAUGGGGAAACUAAUGCAAACAGCAGGCUGUAUUAACCUCAUGAAGUUUUUGCUCAUGACGUUCAAUAUAAUAUUUGGCGUGACGGGCCUGGUGCUGCUCAUUCUCGGUGUAUGGAUGAACGUGUCACUGUACCAUGUGCUGAAACUCUCGACCGACUACAACCGGCACAUGCCAUUGCUCUUCAUUGCCACUGGCCUGCUUGUGCUCCUGGUGGCAGUGCUUGCCUGUGUGGCCACAGCCAAGGGCCAGUCUGUUCUCCUCUACAUUUUUGGCUCUCUGCUGGUGCUGGUAUUUGUGGCGGAGCUGACGGCUGGCAUAGUGGGAUACAUGUACAUCCGGCAGGUGCGCGAGGGCAUCGGCCGUGGCAUGAAUUCCUCCCUAGCACACUACAGCGGCAAUGGUGGCAUGGCUGAUGAGACAGUGGACUUUGUCCAAGACAAGUUGACAUGCUGUGGCCUGAAUAAUCCGGACGACUGGGCUGAGACUGAUUUCUACAAGAAAAACAACCAUUACCCCAAGAGCUGCUGUUCCAGCCGUGCCAUCUGCAAUGCAGAAGACCCCACUCUGCAUCUAGAGGGCUGCUACGUGAAGGUUAUUCGUUUCUUGGACACAAACCUGAGUGCCAUCGCAGGUGGUGCUGUCGGCUUUGCAUUCUUUCAGCUUGUUGGAGUGCUGUUGUCCUUCUGUCUGGCCUCAAAUAUCAACAAGGCCAAGUACGAGCGUGUCUAAGUGCCUUAUCAGGUAGGGGCACGCCGUCUGGUGCAAUGUCACAACAGCGGAUCCACAGUGUUUCUUGCACUGGCACCACGCACGGCGUGGCCAGCACUGUUUCACUAGGCACAACUUCGCAUCUCCCUGCAGAAUCUUGAAACUGUUCCAGACGAAUGGUGGGCCCAUGCAGCUUUCCAGGCACACACAGAGCACCGGCCAGCGUGUGGACGACUGCACAACACUCUUCAGUCACACUGUAUGCCGUUACGCCUGAGUGCUCAUUCACACCGGCUACUAAGGGAAGGUCGCGUAACUGACUUCAAUUAGCGACCAAAGAGCGACUCACGGCGGGCAAUGUUUAUACCGGCAAACCUAGCCUACUCAUUGCCACACCAAAAGUUUCUCAAUAUGUGUCGCUCACCCGCUAUCACCAUGUAAAAUAAGAAUGUCCUGCUUUUGUGGCGCUGAUUGGUUUAGUAGGUUUCCAACUGCAGUCGUGCAACUGAAAAUCUAGCAGCAAGUGACUGACCCAAAACAUUUGGUUUUUAACCAAAGCGACCAUUUGCGACCGACAUGGUCACGCAGCCUCUGCGAGUUGCCGGUGUGAAUGAGCCCUGACCCUGCCUGCUUUUGCAGCAUUUCAAAGCCGCCUACUUUGUUUUCGUGAAACUACUUGGGUGCCCCUCUUGGCAUCCUUGAAACAGUUGCAUGGAAGGAGAAGCUGCCUACUGCAUGAGAGGCACGGCUCUGGACUGGCCAGUUGUGCCGUGGCCACGACAGGGCUGCUGUGCUGCCGUCCUGCCCUGUACAUACUUAACUUAGUGCAAGUGUUUGCAGAAUCUCUUGGAACAUGUGUGCAACGAAAAUUGGAGUGUAGGUGCAUGCAUGGAGUCACGUAUUGGUACGUGUAGCUGUGAGCUAUAUGAAAGGGAACACCGAAUUCAUAACCCCCAAAAAAUUUGACAAAUUUUUGGAUGCAUCUUGUCCCCAAAUAUUAAUCGUCAUCUGUCUUGCUUGUGUUUCCUUGUAAAAUCUGUGCUUCCUACUUUUCUUUCAAGAAUGCCUGUCACGCAAUAACAUGCAAGCCGUUGUUGACCUGAAAGUACAGGAUGUAGAGCGUUAAACAAAGGAAGGGCAUGCAAGAUGGGUGACAAUCAUUGUUUGUGGACAAGAUAAGACCCAAAUGGUGCGAACUUUUCUUAGGGUGAUUCUUAAACAACAAUUACUUGUUUGACAUGAAUUCAAAUAUGAAAUCUUAGUUUGCAAAGCUUUUCUGUUGAGCAUAAAGUUUCAUUGAACACUUCUGUGCGGGGUGCAUGCAUUAGAGGGCCCCUCGUCAGGACUCAUAGCAAAUUUUUGUUAUAUGCUGGACGUUGUUACAUGUCCUCUAGGGAGCAUUCUGCUGCAAAAUUUUUCCAACGCAGCUCAUUAAUAGUCGAGAUAGAAAUAUUUCAGUGUCGCGAACCGAUGAUUUCAGGAGGUGAGCUUCACUGCAAACAUAGACGCUCUCUCCACUUGCCCCAUCUAACCUCCACAAGCGAAAUUCCUUCCCUGCGUUCUCCCAUACCGGACCUCGAGGAUCGCGUGAUGCAUACGUCACGAGCCCCGCCUUCAUUUUUUUCUCUUCGCUUUUUUUGCAGCACGAUGCACUUCCCACUGUCGCGAUUGUCUCAUUUUGUGCAGCACACGAUCUUGCGUGCUGUGCACGUGGACACCUGACUAGUGGUACGUGUCUGUGUUACAUGAAUACUGAGGCAGACACAAGCGGAUCACAGAGCAUGAUUCCAUGCUGGAACACGGUAGAAAAUAACAUAGUUUCGGUGUCUGUGCACCCGACUGCAUGACGUGAGAACAAGCAGACGAAACGGAAGUACAUCCCUCUUGCUGCAUUGCGAAGUAAAACAAAACCAUGUAGACAUUCGGUUUGUGUUUUAUUAUUUCUCUAAGCUUUAAUUCGUUGAUUCUAGCAACAUAUUACACAAAUAACAGAUAUUGGCUUGAAUAAAUCUCGAAGUCAUGUCUUACCACGAGCGACGUCACAGCGCAAACAUGUGUAUGUAGGCGCACUAGCAUGUGUACGUCAUCCUCUGACUUGGAGCAUAGCAGCUGUGAGGAGAAGGGAAAACGGCAUUCGGUUUGAAGUUUCAUAAAUUUCCAUGGCGCAUAGCGACAUAAUACUUUGCAGACACGAUCGUUAUCACGCAUUGUAUGCUUUGCGCUUGUCAGCUCAAAAUGGCCAGACCUGAUGAGGAGCCCUUUAAGCCACCGUGGCCUCUGAAAAGCAAUUUCGGUGUUUUCUUUCAUUUUGCUUGAGGGGGACAUUGUUCUGCUUGUACAUAUCGGUGCAGAAUGUGUGGUCACAUUCCUGGCCGCAUGCUGAGGCCACAAAGAUGUUCAACAAUUCUUGUGAAUUUCAAGUUUCGAAGUGUUCAGUAAGCAUGUGAACAGCUUGUUCUCAAGUGAUGCUAAAUGUAGGAGCCUCAGCUCAUGGCUCUUCCACAAUUUCCUACCAUGGUACUUGGGGCUGUGGCCACCGUUAAAAGGGACUGGCAUCUUCUGCUUUCUUGCAGCUGUUUUCAGACCACCUUAAAAUUUUGAUUGGUGGUGUUUUUACUUACAUAAUCCUCACACCUCAAAGAAGUGACUCUUUUUUUACCUUGUAUAUUUAUCGCGGUGGUUGGAGUUGCAUUUUUGUUCUUCUGCAAAUACGAUAUGGAAUCUCAAGGAGUCCUAGCAGCACAAUAUUUCUGCCUGGGAGUUCUUAAGCAACUUUAUUGGUCUCAACUUGCUGCAUUCUGCUUCAAUUGCAUUUAUAUGUGCAUGCACUGAGUGCUGCACACAAGUCACUUCAGCUGGUCAUCUUGUUGUGCAAUGCGGGGCACGCAGUGUUCAAUCUUGUGCCCAGCGGUCUCCUGCACUGCUCACUGUGCCUAGGAGUUGCACAAGAGUCGUGCUUGUUACAUUUCCCGGUGUUCGUGCCUCGAUACUUAGUCUGUCUUUAUUGUAGCCUGGUAGUGUUGGAUUGUGAAUCUUUCAUUUUUAAUUUUUAUUUUUUGGUGCAUCAAUGCCUGUUUUGGUACAUUGUUUUUCUCUGUACGCAUUAAGCACUUCUGCCCUUGGCACUUGUUGGUUUUCACUGAAGAAGGCAAAACAGCUCGUGCUGUAGAUACAACUGUCUAUUGCAUGACGGUACCAUAAAACCCUGCAUAUUAUACAUCUCGAACAUUAAUGCACGAGACAGUACAGUGGUGGUAGAGAAGGAAAAAAGAAAUUUUGUCUGCACGGGAUACACGUAGUGCUUGCAUCAUGGACACGUUCGUGUCACACUUUGUUCUUUUCCAUGAAGCUUCUGGUGCCCUCUGGAUGCCCUCUGUUUCUAUUUAAAUGAAUAAUUUGUUCCUACUAUUUAGAACAUUGUAAAAGGGUUAACAAUUGUCUUUACUCUCAUAUAGCACAAAGGGUAAUCUUUACAGGAGAGUAAAAAGAAAGCUGUCUUGAUGUGCGGGAUUUUAUGGUAUUUGGUCAUUUGUUAAUUGGUCAAAGAAAAGAUGGAUGGCUGUGGUUUCUACUUUUUGACAGAACUGGGGUUAUUGACAAAAAUCUGUGGCUGGUUUAUUGGUUUGUAGGCAUUCUGGAAGUCUUUUUCCAUUUCAGCUUGGUAACUGUGUAUGUCUUGCUUCUAUUAAAAUAAAAUGCUCUAACAGCA
Messenger RNA from Dermacentor albipictus, 4647 nucleotides. Its product is annotated as tetraspanin-6-like. Gene Ontology annotation, cellular component: plasma membrane. The record is from RefSeq and is a predicted model, not a curated record. NCBI's taxonomy places the organism in Eukaryota, Metazoa, Arthropoda, Arachnida, Ixodida, Ixodidae.